Messenger RNA from Marchantia polymorpha subsp. ruderalis, 3734 nucleotides. The record is from the annotation of a GenBank genome assembly. Lineage: Eukaryota; Viridiplantae; Streptophyta; Marchantiopsida; Marchantiales; Marchantiaceae.
GACGUCUCAUGGCUGCCCACGUGAGCGCGCCAUCGGUCAGCGUCUUUCUUGGAGGGGGAUUUGGGCAUGUGACUGACUUGCAGGGAGGGCGCAGGAGGUUCAGCUCGAUGCUUGUGACCGAUCGCGCCUGUCAUCAAUCUCUCUCUCGCUCUCGCUUUAGCGCGGACCGAACAUGGAGAUCGCCAAUUUCUCGUAGCACGAUUCUCACUGACCGACGGCCGCGAGGUGCUCCAGGAGGAGCUCAAGAGCUUUGUAGAAUCCGGACAGGGGUCUGUCUAUACAGGGUCGACCAUUCUCAGGGAGGGAUGGAGGGAGGGAAUGGAGACCUGGAACCCAAGAUUCAAAUUUUUCAGCCCUCAAUUGUAUUCCAUGAAGAGGGCACAAGCUUCUAGGAAACUGGCGUAUCGUGCUGCACCUCAACUGUGUUGAUCCUCAGAGAUAUUUGUUAAGUCAAAUCCGACCUUCAUAUCCAGAUUGUACGCACAAUUGUUGGUCAUUACCUGGACGCGGUUCGUUCUGAAUGGAUCCAACAUGAGCGAGAUAAGGCCGGGUGCAUCAGAGCUUGUGAAAAGUUCCUCCCAAUGAACCUGGACAGUAGGCAGAACUCUACUGGGGAUAGAAAGAUGCCUCGACCCAAACUGGUAUCAACAGAGGACAUUUUCUGCACGGCCAGUUUCCAUGACUGAUGUGUGCAGGCGAUUGGGCACAAAUUGUUUAAAGGUCUCGAAAUUGUCGCGCUGUAGCUCUCAAGCCUGUGGCGCUCCUUCGACGAGAACCAACAGCCAGAAACUACCUUCAAAAGCCGAUUCUUAAGGAUCUGUUCGUGUUUUUAUUUCUUGUUCAAUAAGCGCAAUAAGGUCUUCCCUUCAUUUUCUCCAUAAAUCAUGCGAAAUGAAAGGCGAAAUCCAGUAUACUCCUGUCAAUGAUUUCUGUUCUCUCUAUUCGAAAUGUUUGGAAUCUGUUUGUCUUGAGUGACAUUCGGAACGCAUUCCAGCCAGCCAGGCUGUGGAUAGUCAGCAAGAAAAACGUGCAAUUCAAUAUAUUUUAGUUGGCAACCGUGAACUGGCUUUGACCUUUACGCAGACAUGCGAGCUUCAACCUGGUGAGAAAUAUCACUGCACGACAUCUGAAAAAAUCGUACUGUCUUCCGUAUGCGAGUAUUUGUGUCAAUCUCCAGGUUGAUGUUCCUCAUGGCACAUAAAGAUCUUGUCCAAAGAUCAAGAUCUUUGCAAACUUCCCACUUCUGAGAAUCUGGAGCUGUGUGCUGGACAGAGUACAGGCAGGGCUCUUAAAUAUCCGUGCUCAUUUCCCCUUGACCACAAUCUCAUUAACUGCUCCCUCGUGUCUCCUCUCAAUCAACUCUCGUCAAUCUCAUUUCCUCGGACUCGUUUUCUCUAGAGCUUCGCAAUCAUCAGACAGAGUAGCGCUGACGACAUUCAUUAUGUGUCCGGAUGUCAAAUGCGCCCUAUUUUGUGCACUACUGCUGGCCUCGGUUGCAGCUCUCAGAGCAGACUUGCUCGUGUACGUAGACAGCGUAGGCUGCGACGAGAAUGUCCCAGUGGAAAGUGGCAUCGGCCAGAGCUUUAGACUGGCUUCCGUUUCUGCUCUGGACAAGAUCGACAUUCUCCUUUACAACUUGGGCUCCAACUUUUCUCGGUUCAGUGUAGAACUGCGCGAGAGCGAGGGGCCUGGAGGUUCGAAGCUGGGAACAUCAGCACCAGCAAAGGCUGUUGGGCCAUCCUCCUCCUCCUUAAAGCAAGGAUGGUAUUCUUUCUCCUUCAGUGAGCCGAUCACCUUGCUUGCUGAUCGUGCUUAUACGCUGAAGCUCAAGGUUCCCGAUACCAUUCUUUCUGCAGGUUUUGCUUCGUGUGCGAAUUCCUAUGCAGGUGGACUUCUCUACAACCCUCCAGACCGUCCAGUGCCCAACAGAGAUUUGGUUUUUCGAGGGUAUGGCAAACCUCUGCUCUUGGCCCAUUGGCCAUUCGACAAGCAUCUGAACGAUGUGUCGCCCUACUCCAGAGGUCCUGCUGUGGUGAAGGGAAGCACUGUGAGCUUGGUGAAAGACUACAUCAGCGUCCGAGCACCGGGAUACUUGGAUCUUCCUCGACUGGACUUUCGAUUCAUAAGUUUUACAGUCACAUUCUCGCUCCGAGUCCCAUCAGGAACUCCAGGCAGGCAAUUCAUGUUCGCCGAUUGGAGUCAUGGAGACUGGCAGUUCUUGGCCGAACUGGAGAAUUCGAGACUCGGUGUGGUGCUACGCAGGAAUGUCCCUCAGGACAUCACUCUGGUCAAUCUGUACUCGACCUCUCCCAUACCGUAUGAUCAGUGGUUCGAUGUAGCCUGGGUUUUUGACAAACCUUCCCGCACCUUGGCGCUGUACUUCGAUGGCGAGAAGGUUGGAGAUUGUCUCGUGGAACCUCGGGUCUGGGAUCUAAGUCUGAAGUACAGUCCAGGAGCUUAUUAUCAGUCUGAUGCGAGAGCUGAAGAAGCUACACAUCUCAAUGCUGAUGUUCGCAAUCUUCGCUUAUAUGCCACCUCUGACCUUAGUAUUACCAGACUCGUACAGACGAGUUGAUGUGCAGAUUACGUCUGAAGGAGGGGAUGCAUCUGAUGCUUGCCUGGAUUGAGCUACCACAGAUGUCGAGAGAGAGAUGCUAGCGUAGGAAAUUGCGGAUCAAAAGAAACGGAUGGAUGUUCAGACGUCGACAGUUGUCACUUUUUCAAGGGAAUUUUCACAACUUGUUACACUUUUUCCUGUCAAGAUGGACUCUUCUUAGCUUUUACCAGCCUCAGGCAUCUUCAUCUCCUUCGAUUCGCCAAGAGCUCCUUGAUGACCUCAGUCUCCAAAGAUUCUGUACUGGGACUUUCCUCUCACUUUCACUCACUUUUUCGUCGUGGCCUUCAAAAUCGACAUGCAACCAUGGAGAGAUGACCUCAGCCUCCACAGCUUCUGUAUUGGGGAUCUAUACUCACUUUUGAGCUCACUUUUUCUUCGCUAUCUUGAAAAAUUAGAUGUAACCAUUGAAGGAUGACCUCAGUCUCCACAGCUUCUGUAUUCGGAAUCUCCACUCACUUUUGAGCUCACUUUUUCUUCGAUGACUUCAGAAUUAAAAUGUAAGCAUGGUAAGAUAGUCUCAGUCUCUACAGCUUCUGUUUUCAAGUUCUCUACUCACUUUUAAGCUCACGUUUUCGUCGUUGUUUUAGAGUUGAGAUGUAACCAUGGAAAGUAGCAGACCAUCCAAAUCACAGAUUAUUACAGAGAACCCAUGGAUCUCGUAAUUGAUGAAAGAGGCUAUGUGUUACAAACUGUUGACUCCUUAGAGGAACAUGACGAGAGUUCAGCCUCGCAUCUUGAGUUACAAACUAGCAGAUUUUCUGAUUGUGAUCUUGCCAGAAGGUGCAUUCCCGCAUCUCUUCAAGUAUAUUCCACAGAUCAUGGAUCAUGAAGAGCCAACGACGAGAUUUCAGCCUCGAUUGCUUCUGAAGCAAUCUAGGAAAAAUACAAAUCCAUCACAGAAAAGAUUGUAAGAAGCCAAAAAGGAUUAUUAUUGCAGGUGUUAGCAAUUUAAGGGGGUGCAUCUUUCACCAGCCCAUGUGCCUGAGCAUUCAUCGGACCACCCAUUUGGCAAGCAUGAGGGCCGUGAGCAGUGGAUCGACAGGCAUUUCUCUUUGUUAAUGAAGGGAAAUAUGGUUUGUAAAUUGAAAUACUUUAGAAAUUGAUAACUCGUAUAGCC